GCUGACAAAUCAUAACAAAUUCGAUUCAUUUCUUUCGUCCGACUGAAUUCGUUUUGUUCGCAGAAUGAAGAAAAAUCUACUUAUCAAUUUAUUGUUGCUGAUGCUCAAUGGAUUCCAAUCGAAACCAGCUGCUCCCUCACCUCCUAGCUCAUCUGCUCUCCACGAUGCCAUUGACAAGCUCUCCAUCGUUGCUCGUGUCACCAAUGCAAUCACGAUUCAAAAAGGACUCAACGACAAGUCAAUGAAAGUGGAUAAUCUUCUGGAUGAACUUCUGAAUAUUUCACCAGGUGACGGGUUCUCUUACCUUCAGAGUCUUGAUGUGAAAAAGGCAAAAGAGGGAUACAUUGGUAUUGCAAAGGAUGCGGGGGCGUUGACGAAGAGUUCACUGGAUGGUGCAAAGAAUGCUCAGAGAUUGAAGCAUUUGGGAGAUAUGGGAAAGAAUGUGGAGAUGUUGAAAAAGGCAAAGGAUGCUGAUUUGAAGGAUGCUAUUGAUAAAGCGGAGGGAGCAUUGAGUUUUCCAGCAGAAGACAUUCCGUCUUCAAUAGAAACAUAUUCCAAUUCCCUGAAUGUCUUUUUCGAAUUGGAGUGGAAAUCAGCAGAUGCAGAUAAAAAGAUAAUUGAUAGCAUUCCUAAUCUUCAAGAAAAGCUUGAUCCACUUGGUAUCAUUUUGUCUGGUGCACCCAAUUUUGAAACUAAAUUGAAAUCGAUCUGGUCGUUUAUCAAUCAAUCACAGAAUUUCAAUAUUGUUGAGCACUUAGGCGAGGUGGUGGAGCCGUAUGUGAACUCAUUCAGUGAAAUAAAAAAGCUCACGGGAGAUUUCAAGAAUAUGAAAAAUGAGUUUUUGGCAACUAUUCCACUAUUCAAACAAUCCAGUUUAUUGAAUUCCAUUGAAGAAUCAAUUUCAAAAAGUCUGAAGAUUGUUCUGAUCGCUUCAUCAAAUUCUACAUCAAGUCAUUCUUUGACGUCGGGUUUUCUCAACAGGAUAAAAGAUGUACAAGCAGUGAAGGAUGAUUUAAAAAGUGAUUGGUUCGUAGAAAAGAUUGCUGUAAACGAUCAAAAAUCGUUAGACAUUCUUAAAGAAUAUCUAUCUGCCUUUGAUAGAAUGAGUUCACAGAUUGUAGAAAUUGGAGCAACUUUUACAUCCCUUCAACCAUCUGCUAAAAGUAUUAAUUCCGUGAAUACAUCGACAAUCUUGUUCAGUUCACAAAAAGACGUGUCUCCUGUUGAGCUUGAAAAGCUGCAAAAAUCGGUUUCAGAAGUUGGUGGAUGCAUCGAUAAGUUGUUAGAAACAACAAUGAAAGUUAAUUUUGAUGAGUUUCGAGACACAAUUCGCAAUUUGAAACAAUUGGAUGUUGCCGCUAACCAAACAAAAUCACUGAUAAAGAAGAUUGCUGAUCUGAAUGUUUACGGAGACGGAAAGGUGUUCAAAUCACUCUUAGCUGACAUUAAAAAAAUUAAUGCAACUGCGUCAAUCGCAAUAACAAAGGGCCAAAUUGAUGCAAUGAGAGCGAAUGAAACCUACAAGAAAUUUGCGGAAAAGGUCGCAACAGCUUCAAAGUAUUUUGACGAAAUAAAACAAACUGGAACUUCUAUUUUGAUCAGAGAUACUAAUAAGAACAUGUCAAUUAUCAAAAACAUGCAAGAUGUUUUGAAAAGAACAAAUCUGAUUACCACCCUCGAAUGCCUGAAGGAUAAGAAAUUUGAUAGCAGUUUGGCCUCAGACUUGAUGAAAUUUGGUUCCAACAUCCGUGCAUUUGGAGUUCAUGCAAAGAAUGAUAAAGCAACAAUUUCAUUUCUGGAUCAAAUAUCGAAACUUCAAAAUCUGUACUUUUCUGUAAAAAAAUCAUUAGAUGAGAAACGAACACGCCGAGCUACCGGUUCAAUUGAUCCAGCGAAACUUCCUAAUCUUUUGGCAUCACAAGACCUUGGAAAAGGACUGAAUCUUCUCCGACAGCUCAGUAAGGUGUACGACAAGAAGAAUGUAGUGUCCACUGCAGCGAGCUCCACCGAUCCCGUUUUUGCAGAAGUUCAGAAGAUUCUAAGAACAACCGACGCCUUAUCACUAAAACUUGAGCUGAAAAAGAUGUUGUUGAAUUUGGCGAGUUUGGAGAGUUUUGCAAAUAAUCAUACUGGUCAAGGCCUUCGAGAACUUGGAGCCAUAUUCGAAAAGGCUAGUGAAGUGUCUGGAGUUACUGUCAAUUCGUCAUUGCUAGAAGAUCCAGUUGCCAAAACUUUGAGCACUAGCGCCGUGAAUGAUAUCAAAAAAGCUGCUCCAUCCUUCAAGACUCUCGGAUCCCUGAAGUUGAACUAUGCUAACCAUCGCUCGACUUUCAAAGGUGCCUCGUUGAGUAUCGUGAAAAUCGAUGAAUUCUUCUCUGAUUUUUUUGCGGCUGGUGGAAAUAUCGAGAGUGAGGAUAGUGUUCUGGUGUAUGCUGCUAUUUCCAUUGGCGGUGUACUUCUUAUUACAAUUGGUGCUGUAGCUGGAUAUUUUAUUUGGAGACAUAUACAGGAGAAGAAAAUUCAGAAUGAUCCAAAUUAUUCACGCCAUAAUGGAUUAACUAUUCAAAAUCAAAUUAGAGUUCCUGGACCGAAUGAUUAUAAUCGUAACAGAUACAUAAAGUUGCAUGAAGCAAUUCGUGAGAAAAACUAUGAAACAUUUAAACGAUGUGUCGAUGAGGGAGCAGAUGUGAAUGCCUUUGGUGGCGAUUACGAAUUCUUCACUCCUCUUCACAUGGCUGUUCAAGAAGGACUGCCCAAUUUUGUAGAGUAUCUCAUUCGCAACGGUGCCGACGUCAACAAAAUAGACAGCAACUACCAACUUCCCAUCGAGUUGGCUGGAAAAGUGGAGAAGCGGGAUGAGCUUCUUGCCGUGUUCAACAAGUUUAAGGGCAAAAAGUUCCCGCGGAAGUUCCCCAAGUUUGGACCCGAGAAUUACAAAGUUUGGUGCUACGUGAAUGAACUUGAUAAGGAUGAAACCAGCGAAUACUACAUUUCGAGAACGGAGUUCAGCAAACUAUACGCUGGAAAUGUGGUCAGAAAAGUGGAAGAUGCAACCCAUAUUGUCUUACCGGAAAAUGAGAAUGGAUCUGUCACGUUUGAUUACACUAAGGAUUUUGAUUUCUAUAAGAUGAUUGCAUAUUUUUUCAAAAAGACAGUCGUCAUGAAAUCAUCCUGGCUUAAAGCAUCAAUCAAGGAUCGUAAGAACUUUGUUGAUGACUACAAGUUUCAAGUGGAAGAAGUGUGUAUGAACUCUACAUCAUUCAAAACAUGCCGACAGAUUCAUCGACACGUCCAGGAGAGCCGAAUUCCCUAUUUGACCGGCGUUAAAGUGCAUCUUCACUUGUUCAAGAAAAUCAAGAAAGAUUUGUCAAAGUUCAUCAAGGACCUUCUUUCUGAAUUGGGAUGUUUUGUUUACACAACCGGUACACUGCCGCAUUUGCUGGAUCCAGAUUAUGCUGCAACGAACGAUAAGAACUUUCCAUCCAUGUACCAUCGAGAUGAUAUCGGUCCACACAUCAUUGUCACUCCUUCAGAAGAUCUGCUUUGGAAAAAAUGCGACUUUGUGUUCCAUAACAACCGUUUCUUGAUCGUAUCGCCCACUGAACUCAUCGAGUUCCUUUUCGAAUUCAAAAUUAACCACUAUAAGAUUACUGGCAAAAAAGAGAAGACUUGUAUUGAGAAAUGGGAUUCAGUAGAUCAAAAUAUCGCUACUCGAAAGAAACAAAAGAAACCGACCGAGAAACUUGACCGCAUCGAAAAAAUUUUUGGAGUCAACCUCGGGGAUUAUGAUGGUGACGAUGAUGUCUUGCUGCCGUGAUGAUGAACAAUUUUUAUAGAGUACUUCUUGUGUGAAUAGUGUAGAAUAGAAUGAAAAAUUUGAAUUG
This is a messenger RNA of Caenorhabditis elegans, 3884 nucleotides long. RefSeq lists its product as uncharacterized. NCBI's taxonomy places the organism in Eukaryota, Metazoa, Nematoda, Chromadorea, Rhabditida, Rhabditidae. The record is from RefSeq and is marked reviewed. The transcript has 8 exons. The coding region runs from base 65 to 3817 and encodes 1250 amino acids.